Messenger RNA from Ramularia collo-cygni, 2466 nucleotides. Its product is annotated as probable Probable E3 ubiquitin-protein ligase hulA. Gene Ontology annotation, molecular function: protein binding; ubiquitin protein ligase activity. The coding region runs from base 1 to 2466 and encodes 821 amino acids. Lineage: Eukaryota; Fungi; Ascomycota; Dothideomycetes; Mycosphaerellales; Mycosphaerellaceae. Gene Ontology annotation, biological process: ubiquitin-dependent protein catabolic process. The transcript is spliced from 6 exons. The record is from RefSeq and is a predicted model, not a curated record.
AUGGACCUUCCCACGCAGGCGAACCUGCGCGUGACGAUCAUCGCCGCGGACGGCUUAUACAAGCGCGAUGUGUUCCGCUUCCCAGACCCUUUUGCGGUCGCAACGGUCGGCGGAGAGCARACCAAGACGACGGGCGUGAUCAAAAAGACGUUGAAUCCUUAUUGGAACGAGAGCUUCGACAUGCGUGUGACCGAGGAGAGCAUUCUCGCAGUUCAGAUCUUUGACCAAAAGAAGUUUAAGAAAAAGGACCAGGGCUUCUUGGGCGUUGUCAACGUGCGUAUUGGCAGCGUGAUUGACCUCGACGCUGGCGGUGAUGAAAUGAUUACACGCGACCUACGAAAGUCCAACGACAAUCUCGUCGUCAACGGCAAGCUCAUCCUCAACCUGUCGACCAACACGCGAGCCCCCAUUGCUAGCGGCAAUCAGGGCAACGCCGCCCGUCCGACAGGCUCUUCCGCGGGUCCAUCUGCGAAUGGCGCUCAGACUCCUUCCACCUCCACCCCGGUUGGCGCGCAGUCAGCUGCGUCGCUUCAGAGCACCGAACGCCCCGUCAGCUACACCGCCCCGUCGAACCGUCAAAGCACUGGACCCGCACCGCCGGCAGGCACGCUGCCCGCAGCAAAUGGCACCAGUGCUCCGGCUAGGAGAGGCACCGAGUCUGGCUUCAGUGCGUUUGAGGAUGCUCAAGGCAGAUUGCCGGCUGGUUGGGAAAGGCGCGAGGACAACUUGGGGCGAACAUACUACGUGGACCACAACUCGAGACAGACCACAUGGAUCCGCCCCACUGCUAACUACAACGCGGGCGAGCAGCGAGCUCAAUUGGAACAGCAGACCAACAUUGAACGAACCAGACAUCAGAACCGUAUGCUGCCCGAGGACCGCGCAGGAGCAAACUCUCCCACACUCUCCGACAGAGCGAAUGCUUCGCCUCCCGCGCACACGCCUGCCGCUGCUUCGACGCCGAACAAUGCAACAUCAGCCCAGAUGGUGGCGACCGGGGCCACUACUGCUGGGACCGGAGAGCUGCCAGCUGGUUGGGAGCAGCGUCACACGCCCGAAGGACGGGCUUACUUUGUAGACCACAAUACGCGCACCACGACAUGGGUGGAUCCAAGGCGGCAGCAGUACAUUCGGAUGUACGGCCAGAAUGCUGCCGGCAACAGCACCAUCCAACAACAGCCAGUGUCUCAAUUGGGCCCUCUGCCUAGUGGAUGGGAAAUGCGCUUGACCAAUACUGCUCGCGUGUACUUUGUCGACCAUAACACCAAGACAACGACAUGGGACGAUCCGCGACUGCCAUCUUCUCUGGAUCAAAAUGUCCCACAAUACAAGCGCGAUUUCCGAAGGAAACUGAUCUACUUUAGGUCGCAACCGGCGCUUAGGAUCCUGUCCGGUCAAUGCCAUGUCAAGAUCCGCCGUUCCCACAUCUUUGAGGAUUCCUACGCGGAGAUCAUGCGUCAAAGUCCAAACGAUCUCAAGAAGCGUCUCAUGAUCAAGUUCGACGGAGAGGACGGUCUAGAUUAUGGUGGUCUUUCUCGAGAGUUCUUCUUCCUCCUCAGUCACGAAAUGUUUAAUCCCUUCUACUGUCUUUUCGAGUACUCAGCACACGACAACUACACUCUUCAGAUCAACCCUCAUUCUGGAAUCAACCCGGAGCAUUUGGGCUACUUCAAAUUUAUUGGACGUGUCGUUGGUCUUGCCAUCUUCCACAGACGAUUCCUUGACGCAUUCUUUAUUGGAGCUUUCUACAAAAUGAUCUUGCGAAAGAAGGUCAACCUCGCGGAUAUGGAGGGUGUCGAUGCCGAAUUUCACCGAACACUGAGCUGGUCGAUGGAGAACGACAUUACGGAUGUCAUUUACAGCACCUUCUCCGUGGAGGAUGAACGCUUUGGCGAGAAAGUGACUGUGGAUCUCAAACCCGGCGGUAGAGACAUUGAGGUUGACAACGACAACAAGAAGGAAUACGUUGAUCUCAUCACGGAGUGGCGCAUUCAGAAGCGUGUUGAGGAGCAGUUCAAUGCUUUCGUUCAGGGAUUCCACGAAUUGAUCCCCGCGGAUCUGGUCAACGUGUUCGACGAGCGCGAGCUGGAAUUACUCAUAGGAGGUAUCGCGGACAUUGACGUCGAUGAUUGGAAGAAGCACACGGAUUACCGUGGGUACACGGAAAACGACCCGGUGGUGCAGAACUUCUGGAAGUGCAUCCGCGGAUGGGACGCAGAACAGAAAUCUCGUCUUCUGCAAUUCGCAACUGGAACCUCGCGAAUUCCCGUCAACGGCUUUAAGGAUCUCCAAGGCUCAGACGGACCACGAAGAUUUACGAUUGAGAAGAGUGGCGAGGAGGCACAGCUGCCAAAAUCGCAUACUUGCUUCAACCGAUUGGAUCUGCCUCCUUAUAAAUCGUAUGAUGCGCUCACUCAAAAGCUCACAUGGGCUGUGGAGGAGACGGUGGGCUUUGGGCAGGAGUAA